This is a messenger RNA of Cottoperca gobio, 2401 nucleotides long. RefSeq names its product neuronal intermediate filament family member 2 (gene neff2). The transcript is spliced from 3 exons. Gene Ontology annotation, biological process: neurofilament bundle assembly. The record is from RefSeq and is a predicted model, not a curated record. The coding region runs from base 160 to 1347 and encodes 395 amino acids. Gene Ontology annotation, cellular component: axon; cytoplasm; intermediate filament. Lineage: Eukaryota; Metazoa; Chordata; Actinopteri; Perciformes; Bovichtidae. Gene Ontology annotation, molecular function: structural constituent of postsynaptic intermediate filament cytoskeleton.
UCUGCAGCAUCACUGAGCUGGUGCAGUGCAAAACGCCGCUCAUCCUCACCGAUGGUGUGCAGAACAAGGGGGACAUAAAAAAAAAACCUUCUGAAACUAAAAACAUCCACAUCCUUUUUCUUAAAACAAACUAAAAAAAUCCACAACAAAAAAUUCAUCAUGAGCUACGAUACCUUCUUCUCCUACCGCCGCCCUUGGGACGGCUACAAAGGCUCCCAAACCACCACCAAACCCUCCAUGUCCUCCUCCAUCUACUCUUCUCAUGGAGCCCCUCAGUCUGUGAAGAGGAUCCUGAGGGUGGCCUCCUCUUCCCUGCCGGACAGGUCCGAGCGGAUGGACAUGGCUCAGACCAGCACCCUCAACACAGAGCUGCUGGGCCUGCGCUCCCAGGAGAGGGAGCAGCUAGGGGACCUGAACGACCGCUUCGCCACCUACAUCGAGAAGGUGAGGCACCUUGAGCUGCAGAACAAAGCCCUGCUGGGCGAGCUGGAGGAGCUGAGGCGGCGGCAGCAGAACGACCCGUGCCGCCUUAAGGCGCUCUAUGAGGGGCGUUUGAGGUCCAUGAUAGACUCAGAGAACAGGGAGAAGAUGCGAUUGAAGGCAGAGAGAGACUACCUGCGUGACGUGUAUGAGCAGUGGAAGAAGGUGGUUGAGGAGAAGGCGAGUGAGCGCAUGGAUGCUGAGGAGACCCUGCAGAGGGCCAGGGAGGAGGCCAGCAGGGCCGUGCUCGCCAACUGUGAUGCCGAGGCCUCCGUGGUCUCUCUGUGUGAUGAGAUGGCGUUCCUGAAGAAGGUCUUUGCAGAGGAGCAAGUGGAGCUGCAGGCCCAGCUGCAGGCGGCUAACAUCACUGUGGAUGUGGAGGUGUCCCGGCCUGACCUCUCCACCGCCCUGCGAGACAUCCGGGGACAGUACGAGCGGCUGGCAAACAAGAACAUGCAGGCCGCCGAGGACUGGUACAAGAACAAGUUCGCCAGCGUGGCGGAGAUGGCCAGCAAAAAUAACGAGGCCGUGCACGCCAUCCGGGAAGAGACCAUGGAGUACCGGAGGCUGCUUCAGUCCCGCUCCUCUGAGAUAGAAUCUCUCCGGAGCUUCAUCGAAUCCCUAAAUAAGCAGCUGGAGGAUCUGGAGGACACGCAGACCAAAGAGGUGGCAAAGUAUCAGAUGAGGAUAAGUGAGCUGGAGCGGGAUAUCUCUGACUCCAAGCAGGAGAUGGUGUGCUACCUGAGAGAGUACCAAGACCUGCUCAAUGUGAAGAUGGCCCUCGACAUUGAAAUAGCUGCGUACAGGAAACUUCUGGAGGGGGAAGAGAUUCGUCUGUCUUACCCCGCCCUUCCCGGCCUAAACUAAACGCCACCAGCCUGGCAUCAACCUGAAUACUUCACACCCCUUCUUUCCUGUCCCUCUCCCUCCCUCAUCUCCUUUACGUUCUCCCCUCUAUCAUCUUUGCCCCAAAAAUACUCCUUCCAUCCUUUACUCCUCCCCAAAACUAAAACAAAAAAAUCGCAAACCAAAGCUCAUCGUUCUCAAGACAGAUGCGCCCUUGUGCUAAACAAGAGGUCCACCAGAAGUCCCCCUUCUUCUACACACGUUCUGACACCGCACAUCAAGAAGACGGCAGACUGUAAAAUGCAGAGAGGCUGCACUGCAUUAGCAACAUAGCUAAGACGGACAGCAGUGUUGCUUUGGCUGAGUUCCUCUCUGUCACACACGUUAAGGUCCAAGCAGCACGGUUACUAUUCGACUCUUCUGAACCCUCGUUGUGCAAACAUUUUACCAAUUGUUUGUGAAGGAGGUGUCUUUUAUCUCUGGAUGCUUGGACUUUAUCUGUGUUUGUACUGAUGCAAGAAACCUGCAGCAUUAUUAACCGGGAACUCUACCAAUCGAUCAUGCAUUGUGCUGCACACCUGGUUCUCUACAGUCAGUGAACCAGUAACCUUAAAAAUAUUUAUUUUCACUAUAUUAAAGAUACAUUUUUGUCCUUUUUAGUUAUUCUUCCUCUGCAUUUACACAAAUACCACAAGUUUGGUUGGUUUAAAAUCCAGAGUGAGUUUGGGUUUUUCUAUUUGGCCGGUUAUUUAAAUUUCUAUUACAAAUGUGUCUUUUCUUGCUUCUGGACAUGUAAAUGCUGUGGAAGACUAAUUGUUACUGGUUUCUCCUUAUAUUCAUGCAGUGUGUCUCACAGCUUAUCUGCAUUAGAUUUGUUUUUGUUCUGUGAGUUCAUUCAAAGCUAAACACGGAAAGUGGAAGAUAAGCAGGAGCUCCUUGUUGUUUGUGUGUCGAUGUUAGAUCUAAAUGGUGCUUUACAUCUGUGAAGUUAAUACCAAGUCUGCACCAUUACGCUCGAUGUACCUGUAACAGCCGGCAACAAGCUGAAUAAACAUAUAACUGACCUGCAAAUCAG